AAUAUUUUUGAUCCAAGAACUUUUAUUAAUGUUUAAAAGCAGAAAUUCUUUGUCCAGAAACAUCCACCUCACCUGUGUGGGCUGGUCACUCACCUGGCUUACUGUCAGUCUUUGCCCCGCCCCCCUGCAGGUGUACUCUCUGCCAGUGUUACCUGCCUGUACCCUCAGACUGUGUUUCAGUGCUCAGGUGUGUGUGUGUGUGAGAGUGUGUGUCUGCCUCCUGCCUGUCGCUCUGACUCGCCGUCCCGCUGCAGAGAUGUCGGAGGACGCAGUCGGCCUCGGUGCUGUGACCGUGCUGGGCGUCCUGGAGCAAGCCUAUUUCUCUCUGCAGGUGAUCUACGCCAGGAGGAAGUACUCAGUGUCUCCGCCCGCCACCACUGGACCGCCAGAGUUUGAGAGGGUCUUCAGAGCUCAAGCCAACUGUUCAGAGUAUUUCCCCAUCUUCAUCACCGUCCUGUGGACGUCUGGAGUCUUCUUCAGCCAAGGUGUGUCUUCAGUCUGUGGGCUGCUCUAUCUGUACGCACGCUUCAGAUACUUUCAUGGAUACUCACAGUCUGCACAGGGACGGCUGGCUCCUCUGUAUCUCAGCGCUAAGGUCCUCUGGGUUCUGAUCGGGUUCUCGUGUCUCGGUGUGUUCCUCGCCUUCUGCAGAGUCUACCUGGACGUGGACCUGCUGCAGGCGCUCGGCUCUGCCCUCAGUGUCGUCUGAAAGGAAACUGUGGUUCUCUGAGGUGUGAACUCUCAGGGGUCAAAGGUCAGACAUCAGGAGGAAAUUCAACUCUUUUUUUAAUUUGUGAUAAUAAAAACAUAUUAAACUCUUCACAGGAGAUGUAUUGUGUUUCUCCUCAAUAAUGAAUAAUAAUGAUAAAUA
Messenger RNA from Epinephelus fuscoguttatus (brown-marbled grouper), 871 nucleotides. It is a transcript of the gene ltc4s, whose product is annotated as leukotriene C4 synthase. The record is from RefSeq and is a predicted model, not a curated record. Gene Ontology annotation, cellular component: membrane; nuclear envelope; endoplasmic reticulum. Gene Ontology annotation, biological process: leukotriene biosynthetic process. The transcript is spliced from 5 exons. Gene Ontology annotation, molecular function: glutathione peroxidase activity; glutathione transferase activity; leukotriene-C4 synthase activity. NCBI's taxonomy places the organism in Eukaryota, Metazoa, Chordata, Actinopteri, Perciformes, Serranidae. Bases 29 to 709 code for a protein of 226 amino acids.